UAUCCCUAAAACGAGUGCUCCUCCGCGCCGGGCUGAAGAUGGCGGUGAUCCCACCGAGGUGUUACGGCCACUCGACAUGAUAGUCAAUUUUACUAUGAUAUUCAAAUAAAUCGGACAUUUUUGAACACCACACAAUCCUUGUACGACAGCCAGCUAAAUGACGUCCAUCAUUUUCAUAGCUUUUUCUUUUUUGCGUUUUAAGAUAUUUUUCUGACAGGACAAUGUUCACGUUGUAGCUAGCUCGCCUACCAUCUAGCUAGCCGAACCCCGAGCUAGCCAGCUAACGUUAGCUAGCUGGUAGCUAACCGCAGCACCGCCGUAGAAAGUGGAGAAUGGGAGAAAAGCUGGAACUCAAACUGAAGUCGCCGGUUGGGGCAGAAGCCUCUUCCUAUCCGUGGCCGUUACCAGUAUACGAUAAACACCACGAUGCUGCUCAUGAAAUUAUCGAGACCAUCCGGUGGGUGUGUGAGGAGAUCCCAGACCUCAAGCUGGCCAUGGAGAACUACGUCCUCAUUGACUACGACACCAAGAGCUUUGAGAGUAUGCUACGACUGUGUGAUAAGUACAACAGGGCCAUUGACAGCAUACAUCAGCUGUGGAAGGGCACCACCCAGCCCAUGAAGCUGAACAAGCGGCCCUCCAACGGGCUGCUGCGCCACAUCCUGCAGCAGGUGUACAACCACUCAGUCACCGACCCUGAAAAGCUCAACAACUACGAGCCCUUCUCCCCCGAGGUGUACGGCGAGACGUCCUUCGACCUGGUCGCCCAGAUCAUCGACGAGAUGGAGAUGAUGGAGGACGACACCUUUGUAGACCUGGGCAGCGGUGUGGGCCAGGUGGUGCUGCAGGUUGCUGCGGCAACUAAUUGUAAACACUAUUAUGGGGUGGAGAAAGCAGACAUUCCAGCGACUUACGCAGAGUCUAUGGACAAAGAGUUUAAGAAGUGGAUGAAGUGGUAUGGGAAGAAACAUGGGGGAUACACGUUGGAGCGAGGGGACUUCCUGUCGGAGGAGUGGAAGGACAGGAUCGCCAACACAAGUGUGAUAUUUGUGAAUAAUUUCGCCUUCGGACCCGAGGUCGACCACCAACUGAAGGAACGCUUCGCCAACAUGAAGGAAGGUGGGAAGAUCGUUUCCUCCAAACCUUUUGCACCUCUGAACUUUAGAAUCAACAGUCGGAACCUGAGUGACAUCGGUACGAUCAUGAGAGUGGUGGAACUGUCUCCUCUCCGGGGUUCAGUGUCCUGGACAGGAAAACCCGUCUCCUACUAUCUGCACACCAUAGACCGCACCAUACUUGAAAACUAUUUUUCUAGUCUGAAGAAUCCUAAACUCAGGGAGGAGCAGGAGAUAGCCAGGCGACGGCUGCAGAAGGAAACUAAAGACAGCAAGAGCAGCUCUGCCCUGAACCCCUCUACCCUCUACUCUGCCAAGAGCACCUCUACCCUCUACUCCACCACCCUGACCAAGUCUACCAAGGGCAGCUCCACCACCCCGACCAAGUCCAAGGAGAUCAAGGACUCUGGGGGGGAGGAGGAUGGGGGCGUCGUCAACGUGGUGAAGCCGCCUCCCCGCCCACGCAGGCCCCGCCUCCUGAAGAGGAACACCAGGAAAAGGGGCCGGCCAAAGAAGGCCCCUCCCCCUGCAAGCUCCGCCCACGCCGCACCCUCUGCUAGCUCCGCCCACGCGGGCCUCAGCGCCCUGGAGCUGCUGCACGCCAAGACCCUGUCCUCUGCCCCCGGCCAGGAUGUAUAUGGUGCUCAGAGCUCGUUCUACCAGCUAUCUCCUAAAGUCCAGACCUGCUCUUCUGUUCUCCUGGGCCCCCCUCCUCCUGCCCUGCAGCAGCUGCUGGAUAACUUCAGGGUUCAGUACCUGCAGCUCAUGGCUCACAUGCAGAUGCCCCAGUACCACUCCUCUCUACAGCUGCAGCUCCAGCAGGAGAAGGUAAAGCACAGGCAGCUCUGCAGUCAGGCGGAGCAGUUGCAGGAUGUGUGUCAAGCUCACAAGGACCAGAUCAAGGGGCUCUUCCACACCAAGCUGGAUGAGCUGGGGGUGAAGGCCCUGACAGAGCAGGAUGUGCUCCAGGCCCAGAAGGAGAUCUCCGCCCACAACCAGCAGCUGCAGGAGCAGACCAGACAGCUGCAGACGGACAUGCUGCAGCUCCGAGACCACAGCCUGCUGCUGCUGAAGGCUCGCUGUGAGGAGCUGCAGCUGGACUGGGGCGGUCUGUGUCUGGAGAGUCUUCUGAAGGAGAAGCAGGCUCUGCGAAGGCAGAUCUCUGAGAAACAACGCCUCUGUCUUGAGCUGCAGAUCAGCAUAGUGGAGCUGGAGAAGAGCCAGAGGCAACAGGAGCUUCUGCAACUCAAGUCCUACAGCGCCCCCUACAGGGGGGCCGGGGGGGCUCCCCCCCACCCUGCACUGGGAGGGCCCCCCGGGGGGGGUGGCCUCAACGGCAUGAGCCCCCAGCUGACCCUUAACGGGACGGCAUCCCCCGGAUACGAGCGGGUGGUCGGGGGGGCCCGCUACCUCCCCGUGUCCCCCGACCACGAGGCCCCCGCCCCCGACGCCAGGCAGCGAAUCCUGGGGGGGGGCGGGGGGCUGCACCCCCUCCCAGACUACACACGCUUCUCCCCUGCCAAGAUAGCCCUGAGGAGACACCUGAACCAGGACUCAGGGCAUCUCCGGGGGCUGGGGGGCCAUCGGGGGGAGCUAGGGGGGCUGGGGGCCCCCACGUUUGGGCCCAAACCCUACGGCUCUCCGUCCUCCAACGGACAGCUGAGCAGCACUGCAAAGACCUCCGACCGGGCUGGUAAGGAGAAGAGCCCUGCUCUGGCAGACACCAUCACCAGCCUUCCUGUCAGCAUCCCUCUCAGCACGGUGCACCCCAGCAAGCUGCCUGUUAGCAUCCCGCUAGCCAGCGUGGUGCUGCCCAGCCGGGCAGAGAGACUGAGGAGUACACCCAGUCCUGUGUCCCAGACUAAUGGAUACUCAGGUCUGGUCAACGGGGGCCCCCACCCCCCAGACGAGCAGGCAUCCCACGCCCCCCUGCCGGCCAGCCGGCCCCCCCACAGCCCCCCUUCCAGCACGGGAGGAGUACUGCAGUAUGCCGACGCCCCCCCCAGAGCCCCCCCUGACGACGGGGGAGGUGCCUCAGACUCAGACCCCCUGGAUGGAGAGACGCGCCGGCGGAUCUUCUUCUCCUCCUCUUCCUCUUCCUCCUCCUCCUCUUCCUCACUGGGCGGGGCCUCGUCCAGGCUCCACCCCCCAUCCAUCGGCGCCAAGCACCACGGCAAUCACCACCACCACCACCAAGCUACGUCUGGAGUCUCUCCACACACACACCCUCACACACACACUUACUCCCAGGAGGGGCGCAGACGGGGGAGGAGGAAGCGGAGUUUGGCAGGGGGGCCUCCGGCCACCACGUCCCCCAAAAGGAAGGCCUUCCCUGGACUAGGCUCUGGAGUGCAGCCCUCUGGCUCCCCCCUCAACAUCAGCUCCAUGGUGAACAACAUCAACCAGCCUCUAGAGAUCUCAGCCAUCUCCUCCCCGGAGCAGUCUUGCCGGAGCCCGGGCCCCCCCAACCUUGACCCCCCUGGGCCCCCUGACCUGGACCCCCCCGUGCUGCAGAGGGAACGCCCCCUGGUGGCCCCUGGCUGCUACUCCUCAGACCCCAGCUCAGACGACGAGGACUCAGGGUACCCUGCCAACCGCUCCCGGAUUGAAAGGAAGAUCGCCACCAUCUCUCUGGAGAGCCGAGACGUGGCGGGGAGAGGAGAGAGAGUUGGCAGGAAGUCAGGUGGAAGUAGUGGCAACAUAACAGGAAGUGAAGUCAGCUCUUCCUCCUCCUCCUCCACCUCCAAAUGGAAAUCGACCUUCUCCCCCAUUUCCGACCCCAAGCCCCCCCAAGACCUCCGCCAGGGGGGCUCCCCCCCAGGGGGGCCACGUGGCCAGGGGGGCAGCACCGACUCAGACUCAGACCACAAGCCCUCUCAGCGCCGGAGGGGACCCAGUGGGGACAUUACCCCCCCCAACCCCUUCCUCAGCCAGGAGGCAGGGGGGCGGGGAGCCAGCGGGGGGCCAGCGGGUGGAAGGCAGAAGUGUCGUGAGUGGGAGGUGAAGAUGUCACCCCCGGGCCUGUCCAGCCAGAACCUCUUCAUCUCUGCCAGCGCUGGGCUGCUGGCCGGCAGGGUGGGGGGGGGCAGCCCCGGGGCCGGGCCGGGGGGCGGGACACCCUACCUGGGUCAGUUCCCCCUGGGGGGGGCCUCUGUGCUCCAGUCUCUGUUUGGGGCCCAGACCGGGGCCCCCACGGGUGGGGCGGGGCGGCUGGUCAACGGACACACAACCCUGGGAGGAUUCUCCAGCCCUGGGCUGGCCGGAGGCACUGCUGGAGGUAACUGAAGAUAUCUACCUCAAGACAACCAUAGCUAUGCAAGCAGUCCAGGUGUGGACCCAAGACCUUCUGCUCUUUGGUCCUCCAGUCCUGACACGCACACACACACACACACACACACACACACCACUGUGAAGGUCAUGUUUGUGUGAGGAGGAGGAGGGGGGGCACCUCGUGAGUGGACACCUGGCCCGGCUGUUUCUACGGGGCAGUAGAGAGUUCAUCACUGCCCCCCAGGUGCUGAAAUCUUUUAUGAAAUAGGAAAAGAAAAAAAAGAAAAGAAAAAAAAUGCCACCCUUUUUGAAUGUUUUAGACUUGAUUCUGAUAUUGAUAUACAGAUCAAAGCACAGCACAUUCCACUAAGUUCACACUACCUAGUUACCUAGGUAACUGCUCAGUGCGCUCUCAUCUUCUUAACCUCUAACCCCUCACAUAACCAGGUCACAUGAUCAUUGAGGACACUUUGACCCUGGGGUAAGGUGCUGGGUGCUAUGGUAACCAGGGUUCACACUGGAUAACCCCCUCCCCGCACACACACACACACACACACACUGUGGUGAAGCAGGGCAGUAUAAGCAGGCAUGAUGUCACCUGCUUGUUAGUGAACAGAAGAGAUGAAAGGAGAAACCACGGUGCUAGCCAGGGCGCUCACCCUAGCAGGGCGCUCACCCUAGCAGGGCGCUCACCCUAGCAGGGCGCUAACCCUAGCAGGGCGCUAACCCUAGCAGGGCGCUAACCCUAGCAGGGCGCUCAUGUCUCAUCCCUUCUCUUCUCCUCUGGGCGGCCUCACCUGCCGCCACCCUGACCACUUCCUGUUCUGUUGUGGUGGUUCCUGUAACUCGUCCAACCCCAUACACACUCGCGCGCGCGCACACACACACACACAGCAAUCCAAAACCUCUUUUCAUACACACUGGGAAUUCAAGAGUUAACAAACAGUAACAAACUACUGGGCAAUUUUCACCGCGUUUUUAAUCUUUUUAUUUUCUAUUUCAUUGUACAUUGUGAACUAUGUUGUACUGUGAAUGGAGAUCAUUCUCUGGCUAUAUAAUUGUGUAUAAUUUAGAUUAUUAUAUUUAUGCUGUCAGAUGGUCUCCAUUCGCUAUGUGGAUUAGAGGUUUUCUAAUUCUGUUUUUUUGUCUUUUGUUUUGUUGUGUUAAAAUCCUGAACCAUGUGUGGAAUGCAUAAAUUUGUGUAUACUUGACUCAGUCAAAAAAACAAUGGUGCUAUGAUCUGUACAACUCUGGACUGUGCCUGAGUAAAGUUUCUUCAAUAUUGAGCGGAUCAGUGAGUUGUACUGAGCUAGCGAUGCCCUCCUGCUGUGGACAGGGUGUCCUCCCAGGUGCUGAUGAUAGACCAAGCAGGUGCUACGAAGACUGGGCCUCCACAGGUACCAGCCUCUCUAGCUUGGAGUCACACACACACACACACACCUCACACACACUGCAGGGAACUCCCGCUACUCUCAUACAUCUGUCAUCGGAAGGGAGAUUAUAGCUCGGUGGUUAGAGUAUUUGACUCCAGAUUGAGAUCACAGGUUCAAAUCCCCCUUUUGUAUAUCUCCUAAAUGAAUAUAUGGAUGUUAACCAGCAGGCUGCAGCCAGGCAGGCUGAACCCAGUUAGACCUGCUGUUGGAUCUAGAACCCAGUGAGACCUGCUGUUGGAUCUAGCUCUUCCAGCCUGACUGAUAGGAAGCUAGUUGUUCCUGUGUUCACCCAGCACCCCCCCUCCUCUACUAACCUGGUGAGAGCCACCCUCUGCAACCCAGCCUUACAUCCAUCCCUCUGAUACCAACUGUUCCCAUAGAUCUGGUGCUAACUAACAUGCUGUGCUAUUGGUGUGUGUGUGUGUGUGUGUGUGUGUGUGUGUGUGUGUGUGUGUGGUACCUUUAGCGGACAGGUGUGUGUGCGCGCCCGCGCGCCCUGUGUGCUCCACCAACCCAGUUUCUAUACUUUCCCGGGGUGCUCAGAUGAGAAGCACAAUGCUGUGUUUGUCUAGUACUGUUCAGAAACAGUGUUGUGUUGGUCUAGUACUUUUCAGAAACACAGUGUUGUGUUGGUCUAGUACUGUUCUCUGCAGUCUGGUGGUCUUUUACACCUUUAACAAGGACAAAGCAGCUAUAUCCCUUUCUGCUACCAUGCUAGCAUUCUACUGAUAGCUGGGGCACGGGUACCUAGCUAGCAUGUUAGCCUUCUACUGUUAGCGGGGGUGGGGGUACCUAGCUAGCAUGCUAGCCUUCUACUGUUGGCAGGGGCUGGGGUACCUAGCUAGCAUGCUAGCCUUCUACUGUUAGCAGGGGCUGGGGUACCUAGCUAGCAUGUUAGCCUUCUACUGUUGGCAGGGGCUGGGGUACCUAGCUAGCAUGUUAGCCUUCUACUGUUAGCAUAGGCCGGGGUACCUAGCUAGCAUGCUAGUCAACCUCUGCUGUCUUGUCAUGAAAUGCUUCCUCCAUCUCUGGGGGCACCGUGUGUGGGAGUGAGAACUCAGCUGUCAUCACCGUUCUGUAGCGCAAUAUUAGAUUGUACCACCUUUAAAACAAGGAAUUCGAGAUCUGUCCCACUUCCUGUUUGUGCACCUGUUAGGCAGAGGACUACAAACGCAAACAGAGGACUACAAACAUGAACCCUGAUAUUUAACUCAGGAACCUGUCAAAAUGAGGUAACAUUUUCUAACUACUGGAAGUCAAAUCAGGUGUGGCAUUGACCAACUCAGGACCGACACCCUUCUCUCUGAUGAUGCGACUCGUAAUAACUGGUGCUGUCAGUCAACAGUCUUUUAUUUGUCAGGUACACAGAUCGCCUUACUGAUAAGUGUUUGGGUCUCUUACUCCCCAACCUAAAGAUUCUCACUGUCACACACGGGUGGUGCCCCCCCCCCCCACAGGCCUCUCACAGGCACACCCACUCUGCAAGCUGGAAUAAGUGUGUGUGUGACAGGUGUGUGUUGAUCAGUGAAGCCAGAUCAGGUGUGUUGAUGAGGUGAAAGAGGUGCAAUAACAGCAAACCUCUGUUACAGACUCCAGGGUUUGUGUUGGUGCUUAUAUCUUUUAAGAUGUUUAAAUGACAACAUUUUGAAAUUAAAUGUUUGUUUUUUCCGCAUUUUAUGAUAAUUAUUAAUAAAUAAUGGUUUCAUAUAAA
Molecule: messenger RNA, 7529 nt
Organism: Hypomesus transpacificus
Lineage: Eukaryota; Metazoa; Chordata; Actinopteri; Osmeriformes; Osmeridae
Gene: dot1l
Product: DOT1-like histone H3K79 methyltransferase
Exons: 27
Coding region: 333-4400 (1355 amino acids)
Biological process (GO): DNA damage checkpoint signaling; regulation of transcription regulatory region DNA binding; DNA repair
Cellular component (GO): nucleus
Molecular function (GO): histone H3K79 methyltransferase activity
Source: RefSeq, a predicted model, not a curated record